Molecule: messenger RNA, 621 nt
Organism: Aspergillus tanneri
Lineage: Eukaryota; Fungi; Ascomycota; Eurotiomycetes; Eurotiales; Aspergillaceae
Product: GPI anchored serine-threonine rich family protein
Exons: 2
Coding region: 1-621 (206 amino acids)
Source: RefSeq, a predicted model, not a curated record
AUGCGAUUGUUGGAGUCCCUCAUCGCUGCCUGCCUCUGUCUGGCACAAGUCAGUAUUGCAGUCCCGGUGGCCUUCACCUAUUGGCCAUCUACAAUUAAAUCUGGCCAGCCUGCCAAUGUGACCUGGAGUGGUGAUGAUGACGUGGAUACCACUAUAACUUUGCGCAAAGGGGAAGCUCACGACCUCGGCCACGUCCAAGUCUUGACCGACAACGCCCGAGGAGGAAUAUUUACCUUCGUUCCCGAUGACAGCCUUCCUGCGGGCUCUGACUAUGCUCUGGAGAUCAGACAAAAAGGUCAAGUUAAUUAUUCCGGACACAUCACCCUUGAGUCCUCCGACACCGUCAUUCCUCCGUCUAAGGGGCCCCGACCCUCGUCUGAUAACCCAGAUUCCCCGGACUUUGAAACUGCAACGCACGAUCAGUUGGGAGAAGAUGUCCGCGAGGGCAACGACGGUCACACCGUUUCAAAGAAUGCUACUUCCACAACUUCGGGCAACAAUUUGACAUCCCACAAGAGCGCCAUGGCGGCCCAAAUGCAAGCCAGCGGUGCAUCGCUUCGAAAUACCUACCCGGAAUUGGUGCUGGGUGCUGCAGCUUUCGUGUUGUAUCUCACCAGAUGA